AUGCCUGAUUGCCAGAAUACACAAUAUCAGCCUGGUUCCAAACAUGAUGAGGGCUGGAGAAGGAUAGUUCGUAAUUUCACACCGUCAUGGUUCGCUGUGACGAUGGGUACAGGUAUCGUCUCGAUCCUGCUUCAUAAUCUCCCCUACAAUGCAGUAUGGGUUUAUUGGAUCUCUGUCGUGAUAUUCGCCCUGAAUGUACUUUUAUUUACCCUGGGGUGCAUCAUUAGCAUCCUUCGCUACGCAUUGUACCCUGAUAUUUUCAUGGUAAUGAUCACACACCCAGUUCAGUCCAUGUUUAUCGGCACUUUCCCCAUGGGUCUCGCCACAAUCAUCAAUAUGAUCGUUCUCGUCUGUGUACCUGCAUGGGGCGAGUGGACGAGAUACGUUGCCUGGGGAUUAUGGAUUUUCGAUGCCGUGAUUUCCGUAAUGACAGCUUUGUCAUUGCCAUUCAUCCUGAUGGCACAGGGAAGCGAAACUCAUCUUUCUUCCAUGACAGCCGUCUGGCUUCUACCCAUUGUAAGCUGCAUCGUGGCCGCCUCCUCCGGUGCCAUUGUUGCCGAGGUACUCCCCAACCCGGAACACGCACUCUGGACUAUUCUUGUCAGUUAUGUGCUCUGGGGUAUUGGACUACCCCUUGCAUUGAUGGUCAUGGUCAUUUACCUCCAGCGCUUGACUUUGCACAAGUUACCACCCAAGGCUGUUAUCGUCAGUGUAUUUUUACCGUUGGGCCCUUUGGGACAAGGUGGAUAUGGCAUGAUGAAGUUGGGUCAAUGCGCUCGAGACAUUUUCCCCAAAACUCACGCACUGGAAGAAGGUUCCGGACCCACCUUCUACACCCUUGGCUUUCUAGUUGCCCUGAUCUUGUGGUCUUUUGGGCUAGUCUGGCUCUUCUUUGCAUCUGCGUCGAUCGCCCACUGCAAGAAAUUUCCUUUCAAUAUCGGAUGGUGGGGAUUUACCUUUCCAUUGGGCGUGUAUGCAGCUAGUACAACCCAAAUUGGGACUGAGCUUCCAUCCAAGUUUUUUGCAGUGCUCGGGACCAUAUUAUCACUCUGUGUCGUUCUUCUAUGGGUCGUCGUGGGUAUUAGGACGCUGCGUGGGGUGAUAUCGGGCAAGUUGUUUUUCGCGCCGUGUUUAGCUGAUUUAAGGGUUGUAGAGGACAAGGAGGCGGGUAAGGCAGCAUAA
Penicillium pulvis is the source of this 1182-nucleotide messenger RNA. Its product is annotated as TDT family transporter. Bases 1 to 1182 code for a protein of 393 amino acids. NCBI's taxonomy places the organism in Eukaryota, Fungi, Ascomycota, Eurotiomycetes, Eurotiales, Aspergillaceae. Gene Ontology annotation, cellular component: plasma membrane. Gene Ontology annotation, molecular function: sulfite transmembrane transporter activity. The record is from RefSeq and is a predicted model, not a curated record. The transcript is spliced from 5 exons. Gene Ontology annotation, biological process: sulfite transmembrane transport; transmembrane transport.